Messenger RNA from Felis catus (domestic cat), 2260 nucleotides. RefSeq names its product vacuolar protein sorting 4 homolog A (gene VPS4A). NCBI's taxonomy places the organism in Eukaryota, Metazoa, Chordata, Mammalia, Carnivora, Felidae. The transcript has 11 exons. Gene Ontology annotation, molecular function: ATP hydrolysis activity; ATP binding. Gene Ontology annotation, biological process: vacuole organization; endosomal transport. The record is from RefSeq and is a predicted model, not a curated record. Bases 161 to 1474 code for a protein of 437 amino acids.
GCUCGCCCUCCGACUCCGCUCCCGCUGCGAGCGGCUGCCCUGCCCGCGCCCAGCGCCAACCCGCCGGGGUCCCCGCGCCGGACCCAGCAGCUCGGCUACCCGGGGCCGGACCGAGGCCGCAAGAAGCGCCGCGGGGUGUGGGGCGGACCCAGGAGAUGAAAUGACAACGUCAACCCUCCAGAAAGCCAUUGACCUGGUGACAAAAGCCACAGAAGAGGAUAAAGCCAAGAAUUACGAGGAGGCACUCCGGCUCUACCAGCAUGCCGUGGAGUAUUUCCUACACGCUAUCAAAUAUGAGGCACACAGUGACAAGGCCAAGGAGAGCAUUCGAGCCAAGUGCAUGCAGUACCUAGACCGAGCGGAGAAGCUGAAGGAUUAUUUACGAAACAAAGAGAAGCAUGGCAAGAAGCCAGUCAAAGAAAAUCAGAGUGAGAGCAAGGGCAGCGAUAGUGACAGUGAAGGGGAUAAUCCAGAGAAAAAGAAACUGCAGGAACAACUGAUGGGUGCUGUUGUGAUGGAGAAGCCCAACAUUCGGUGGAAUGAUGUGGCCGGGCUCGAGGGGGCCAAGGAGGCCCUCAAAGAAGCUGUCAUUUUGCCAAUUAAAUUCCCACAUUUGUUCACAGGCAAGCGUACGCCUUGGCGAGGGAUACUGCUCUUUGGACCCCCUGGCACAGGCAAAUCCUACCUGGCCAAAGCGGUGGCGACAGAGGCCAACAACUCCACCUUCUUCUCUGUGUCCUCCUCAGACUUGAUGUCUAAGUGGUUGGGGGAGAGUGAGAAGCUAGUCAAGAACCUGUUUGAGCUGGCCAGGCAGCACAAGCCUUCCAUCAUCUUCAUCGAUGAGGUGGAUUCCCUCUGCGGGUCCCGCAAUGAGAAUGAGAGCGAAGCUGCUCGAAGGAUCAAAACGGAGUUCUUGGUCCAGAUGCAGGGGGUGGGGAAUAACAACGAUGGGACCCUGGUUCUCGGUGCCACAAACAUCCCGUGGGUGUUGGAUUCAGCCAUUAGAAGGAGGUUUGAAAAGCGGAUUUACAUCCCGCUGCCCGAGGAGGCUGCCCGUGCCCAGAUGUUCCGGUUGCAUCUGGGGAGCACCCCCCACAACCUCACUGAUGCCAACAUCCACGAGCUGGCCCGGAAGACGGAAGGCUACUCAGGCGCUGACAUCAGCAUCAUUGUGCGGGACUCCCUCAUGCAGCCUGUUCGAAAAGUACAGUCGGCAACACACUUCAAAAAGGUCUGUGGCCCUUCCCGCACCAACCCUAGCGUUAUGAUCGAUGACCUCCUGACCCCAUGUUCCCCAGGGGACCCAGAGGCCAUGGAGAUGACUUGGAUGGAUGUCCCUGGUGACAAACUCUUAGAGCCUGUGGUUUGCAUGUCGGACAUGCUCCGGUCUCUGGCUACCACUCGGCCCACCGUGAAUGCAGAGGACCUCCUGAAAGUGAAGAAAUUCUCAGAGGACUUUGGACAGGAGAGUUAAAAAUUUCUUCACUCGGUGAUGGUGAAGGUGGGAGGAAUUGAUUGGGGUAAAAAAAAUCCACGGCACCCCCCAUGUCAGCAGCCAGACAGGGCCCCGGGGCUCAUCUUCACGUCACUCUGGCGUCCCCUCUGCUGUCUGGCCACCAGCCGGGGAGUGGGAAGGAAGGGCCUCCGGGGCCGCAGAGACACAGAAGCAUAUUCGGCACUGGGUGGAAUACUGGUUCUUCCUACUUCUUCCUACUGGUUCUCCUCCUCUUCUGGAUGCUCAUCAACUCCUUGUCCUGCCCCUCCACGUUUUGUUUUGUUUUUUGAACCUUUCUUUGUUCCCCUAAAUUAAUGCUGCUUGGAUUUUUGUCUUCUUUAUAAAUAAAGUUAAAAUCUCCCAGAAGUGUCAAGGAGUAGGAGCAGCCCACACUGUGGGGCUGGUGCAGACCGUCAGAAUGGCUUGCCAGCUCCCUCCGCCCUUUCCUUCUAACCCAAGUUUUACUCCUUGUGCACACAAUGGCGAAUGCCCUGGGUCGCCAGCCCAAGCCCUGCCUGUAAAGGUUGAGAGUAAAGCCAAGCCAUUCCCAACCCCUACGUCAGCAUCCCCGGCCCUGUGUCCUCCCUGCAGGAGGAGAGGAUGGUUUUUGUGAGCACAAAGCUAUGUAGAUCAGAAUGAGUGAGGGCAGUCAGGUAGGGUUUCACUGCUGCCUUCUCUUCCCUCUGAAUGUGAGAACGCUGAACCCAGCCACUGCCCCUGGCACCCCGCCCUGGAAAUGGGCUAAUAAAUCCUUUUCCCUCUUGA